AUGGAUUCCGGAAUCCCGACGGACACAGUGCUUUCCAUACUCAGGGAGAGAAAUCUCAUAGCCAAGAAAGAUGCGAUUGAAUCUGCUCUGAAGGACCCGGAUACCGGCCACAAAAAUGCGGAGUGGGUGUCGAUUCAUCUGCAGCCGGAGACUCUGCUCUCUCGGGAGGAACUAAAUCUAUACACCAGGCUCGAGAACAACGGUCUCCUCCAACCCAUUCUUCGCGACCCAGGUCUCAAUGCGACGCGCCCCUUUUUAGAAGACGACAUACGAAUAGCGAUUGAAACCCUCCAGGCAUCGACAGCUACCAUUCAAAGACAGAUAGAGACGUUAUCACUCCAGUGUGAAACGCUCAAAGGUCAGCUGCGACGGCAAGGGGACUUGGAUCAGGAACGAAUUCGAGACCUCGGACGGCUGCGAAACAAACAUGAAGCUGGGAGGCAAACCACGACAAUUGCGGCCAAUGAUCUUUCCGACGAGCUGCAGGCAAGGUUCAGAAGUGCAACGGACAAGUCUGGGGCAGAGAACAAACGAAUCCUCUCCUCGUUAUCUACUCAAUUGAAGCAAGACGAUAAGAUACUUGCGGGCCUAGAGGCACUCAUAUCCGGCAUCAAGUUAAAUGGCAGUGAUGCAUCCACUGUCAAACGAACCGCCGAUCUCAGUGCAAUGCUCGCAGACACCACCGCUCAAGAAAUUCACUACCGCUUAGACCGAUUGUAUCUUGAGACGAUACAAUCAGGGAGGUCAGACUAUGGCCAGACAGCCGUGGAAGACGAGACAGUUUCUGCGAUUCAAGAAGAACUGGAAUCUCUGUAUCCUGAAAUUGAGAUUCUUGCAGAGAUGUCCACGAAGCAACAGUUCCAAGAACCGAUUCUUCGGGAGAUCCGUCAUGAACAUGGACAGCUUUGCGCAGCAUCACAGCAUAAGCUGGAACAGACACUCGAUAUCUUACUUGACAUGACUCUGUCCAGGCAGACACUGUCGAAGCAACUCGAAGACCGGGAGUCUUUAUGUGAAUUAUUAGAGCAGCUCGCCUCACUCUAUCAGGCCGAAGCAGGCAUUCCGUUGGUGUCUCAAACGUCUUCUCGCCGGGAAUCCCUCCGACGGCGUUCAAUGCAACCCGGUGCCGUCCUUGCAGCCAGUCACAGCCCGGCGCCGGCGCCCGAACAGCCCGUUCUGGAGAGCCUCCUACGACGUGUUGGGGUGUCGCCCGAAUCCGUGCUUCGUCCCCGUGCGGAGGGUGGCAGUGCUCAAGAACUCCAUGAGAAGCGGAUUCACAUAUCGGAAACACUACGGAGUCUUGGGGCAGCAGUGGAAUCGCCUUUGAUGGCACAAUUGGCCCCGGUGGACAACGCAUCCCAGGUGCUGGCUUCCUCAUUGCACUCCAAUUCCCACUUUAAAACGUCUCUGCGCGAUCCCGGGCAAGAAGAAUCAUUAGCAAGCCUAGAGGCUGAGCUUGCCCUGCUGCAGAGAGGCGUGCAAGGGCUCAAUCUGGAAGUACUCCACCAGCGAGACAAGACGCAGGAUAGGUUCCUUGAGCGAUGGAGCUAG
This is a messenger RNA of Penicillium cinerascens, 1551 nucleotides long. RefSeq lists its product as uncharacterized. The record is from RefSeq and is a predicted model, not a curated record. The transcript is spliced from 4 exons. Bases 1 to 1551 code for a protein of 516 amino acids. NCBI's taxonomy places the organism in Eukaryota, Fungi, Ascomycota, Eurotiomycetes, Eurotiales, Aspergillaceae.